This is a messenger RNA of Xiphias gladius (swordfish), 1754 nucleotides long. RefSeq lists its product as uncharacterized. The coding region runs from base 393 to 1436 and encodes 347 amino acids. NCBI's taxonomy places the organism in Eukaryota, Metazoa, Chordata, Actinopteri, Istiophoriformes, Xiphiidae. The transcript has 6 exons. The record is from RefSeq and is a predicted model, not a curated record.
GCUGAGUGACGAUCAGCAGCCAGUCGGGUUCGUUGCUUAGCUCAGUCCGGCUAGCUUAGCCGGGAUGCUAACAUGAGCUAAACGACCGGGAUAUGUUACGGGUUGUCGACAGUUUCAAGUCGAGUGUUUUCAAAUCUGGACCCUCAGCCCCAGGGCCCCAGACCAACACGGCCCCAUGGAUUCAGGAUCACUAUUCUGCGUCUUUUGGCUUGCGACCCUUUGAUUCAUUGCGGGCCUACGGCUGACAGCGGGUCUGAGGCAAAUGGCUUGGAGUCGUUCAUUCAUUCUUUGUCUAUACGAGUAGAAUAUUACAGGUGUACUGCAGUCGGGGGGUUGUCACUGUUGAUCUCUGUCACAGGUCACUUGAGUAUUGUCUGAAGUGGAAAAGACCCAUGUAUCCCCGACGCUCCGCCAGACUAACAAAGUCCCACAAGAGGAGCCCCCAGAGAAGCCCCAGCCCGAAUGAAGAAGUCAUCCAGCGCAAGUUGAGGGUUAAGAGACAGAGGACAGGGCAGAGGAAGACUGAAGCUGGCGAUGGCGCCGUUAAUACAGACGAGGGGAGCAACCGGGACAUCAUCGACAUCAUCAAUGACACACAUGAUGCAAAACGUAUGGCUGAGGAGGAUGAAGGAAAGUUUGUAGAGGUAGCUGAUAAAGGAGUGGACGAGUCGGAUGAAGACUGUGGCUCUGGUACCAGCAGUAUAGCCUCUGGUCCCUCCCUCUUAUAUCACACCACUACCAAGAAACGGAGGCCUUCGCGGGACUUGUGCUCAGCCUGUAAGAAGCUCUACCAGAAGGCAAAGAAGAGCAAAGCACCGAUCAAAAACAAACUCUUAGACAACAAUCCCAAGUCCCUGACAUGUGACCAGUGGGUCCUGAUCAAAAAGUGGAAACCCAGAAGGCUGCCUAAUGCAAGAGGGAAGCUUUUGACACAUGUACAGCUGGUUGAGAAAAGACUUCAAGUCAAUAAAGGUGUGAAGCAAAGUGAGCAAUAUGUGGGAGAGUCAACAGCUUGCUCAAGGCCGCACACUUUCCUACAGAGGAACCUUAGGCGUUGUGUCAGAGUGCCAGUGAAAAAGGAGAGGAAGAAGAACGAGAGGAGAAAGAGGCCCAGAGAGGAUUCUCAGGGUUCUCGCGUCGCUAAGCAGCAGCGUCUCCACAGCAACAGUCACCGCCAACACAUCGGUACUAGCUCUACCGAUGACAGUGGUCUUCACCUGACCAGCGGUCAUGGCAGCAGUGGUGGUUUUGAGAGUUGUAGCGAUCAAGAAACCAACAGUCAAGCAGACACAGACGUGACUGUUGAGUCGAUUCCGUCCACCAAGCCGAGAGAGGUCCCACCCAGGCAGAAAACACCAAAGAAGACGAGUGGGUUCAGAGACUUGCUUGCCCAGCUGCGUGGCAACAGCAGCAUGAUCGUCAGAGAAACCCGCUAGCGAGGCAACAACUUUUUUUAAACUCCAGUUUAGCAGCCACAGUAUUAAGUGUUCAAACGCUGAUGUAGCUUCUACUUACGUUGCUUAGUUGGUUUUCAGUGUUGUUUGACCUGGCUUUCUUCUCCCCUGAAUACCAGUUUGUAAAUAAUUGUUGCCGUUUACCUGGAGUCAUAUACCUGGAGUUGAUUGACAAAGUAGUGUUGGAAAUCCAUAUACUGGGUCGUAAUUUAUUUUUUCUUAAAUUUCAAAAUAGCCUUUAUUUAAAGUUUCAUACAACUGGAUGACUGUGAAUAAAUGGGUGUUGGUGGUGUUUUUUUA